AUGUUCCAUAUAUUUUCAAAAUAUUUCUCGAUUCUUUGCUUGUGCCUUGCCGUUGUUACAGCAAGACCUCUGCAAACAAGCGACUCACCAAUCGUUCUGCCCCGCCAAACGGUUUGUCGCACGGGCUUUGGCUGUCUACCUUUUGGCAAUUCUGGAUGGAAUUCCUUCGGUAUUACCCUUCCAGCCGUGGGUGAUCCCGUCCCUCAUGAUUCACAGUCUCCUGGCGCGGAGAUCGCAGCAACCGUAUGGAAUAAGGACGAUGGUACUGCCUUUCUUGGGAUUAACUUAGUCGAUGGCUACAAUCCACCUCCUACCGAUUCAAUCGAGGUCCGAGCGUAUAUUGGAAGUACCCGGAUUGCUCUUAAUCAGAACGAUAUACGGUCUCUGAAUGCAGGUGCAGUAGGAACCGUUCCUGCAAAGCCAAUUAGUUUGGCGAGAGCAUCAAGCUCUAGAGUCGUUAUCACUAUCAAAUGGAGAGUUGUAUAG
Bipolaris oryzae ATCC 44560 is the source of this 486-nucleotide messenger RNA. RefSeq lists its product as uncharacterized. The coding region runs from base 1 to 486 and encodes 161 amino acids. NCBI's taxonomy places the organism in Eukaryota, Fungi, Ascomycota, Dothideomycetes, Pleosporales, Pleosporaceae. The transcript has a single exon. The record is from RefSeq and is a predicted model, not a curated record.